AUGCUGUGGCUGCUCGGGUCCGCAGUGAAAAAGGAGUCGAAGGCUCUGUCGCUGGCGACGGUGCGGAAGGCGUCGAUGGCGCUGACGAAGUUCGCUGCGCGCGCGGGCGACGCCAGCAUGCAGCAGAUGCAUGACGCGGUCUACGGCAUCAGGCGGCUGCUAGAGAGGGCAGAGAUCCAGGACAGACGGGGCUUCAUUUGGCAGGAGAACCAGGAGGACGCCGCAGCUGCGCUGGGGCGGGUCGCUGAGGUGUGUGCUGAACGGGCGGGUGAGACUUCGCUGAUGAUCGUCGAGGCUGCGCUCCGGCUGGUGACCAGGGUGCUGGAGAAGGGCGGCGAGGAGCUGCGGCUCAGCGCACAGCUGCAGAGUGCUUUCGGUGACCUGCUGGCGCACCUUGUCGAGCACGAGCAAGCGGGCGCGGAGCAGUACGUGGCGGCGAUCUGGGCUGCCGGCACGGCCAGUGCAGCGGGCGCUACUCUACCUCCGGGCACAACAGAGACCGUGAAAAGGCUUGUGCAGAACAUCAGGAACACGAUCGGCACGUUCACGGACAGGAACGUCUCGGAGACGGUGAUGGGCAUCGGGAAGGUGUUUCGGUUCGCGGAGAUUGACGAAGACACCGCCAGGGCCGUACGCGACAUCACCGGCUGUCUGAAAGACACACAGUUUCGACGUCACAAGCAAUACGGAAUUUCCGUGUCCGGGAACGUUGUGGACUACCUCGAUCCCGGGAUCCUCUCACAGGCCAUCUGGUCCAUCGGCCGCAUCGCCUCGACGCAAGAGGACGCUGCGGCCGCGCUGUGGUGGGAGCACGGACCAACACCGGAGAUGGUGUUUGACCUGUUCGAGGCUCUCGGGGAGCGGCGGAUGGACUUGGAGGCGCCGAAGCCCAUCGUCGAUGCCGUUUGGGCGAUCGGCAUCAUCGCAGAGUGCGGGCUCGCAUACGCCCCGAACGGCGACGGCUGGGUGCCGCCUCACAGGGUGGUGCGGGCUCUGAGGAACCUUCUGGACCGCUUCCUGGCCUUGGUCGCCCAGGCCAGAGAGAGUCAGCCGGCGUCAAGCGGUAGCAUCCUGCUGGACGGCAUCGCGAUGUUCUGCUCCACUGGUGCGUGGACACUGGGGAAGGACGACUGCGCGGCGGUGUGCGGGGUCUUCAAGCUCUUGUCUCGGGAUGCGGUGAGAGGCGGAGGGCCAAAGGAGUGGCAGAUAACGCUGAGAUCCGCAGGACGUCUGUGGGAAGAUGCUGGGCACGCCUUCCAGCAAGCAUCGAGCGGCAAGCUUCCCGACUGCGCUGACCUUGCGACGCAUGUGCAUGACAUUGCGCAGCGCCUCCUGGCCUCGAUCGAUGUUGCGGACGUCGGCGAAAGAUGGGGCCAGCUACAUAGAACUUUCGUGAACAGCCGUGGGCUGCAUCCGGAGGUCCUGGCUCAAGCUUUCGGGGAACCCAUCAGGGAGACUGUCGAGGAGUGCAUCCGAAAGAUCAAAAUCCGAUCCCUUGGCGGGAACGUGCCCCCUCACUGA
This is a messenger RNA of Pedinophyceae sp. YPF-701, 1521 nucleotides long. Lineage: Eukaryota; Viridiplantae; Chlorophyta; Pedinophyceae. The record is from the annotation of a GenBank genome assembly.